Vidua macroura (Pin-tailed whydah) is the source of this 3917-nucleotide messenger RNA. It is a transcript of the gene ICE2, whose product is annotated as interactor of little elongation complex ELL subunit 2. Gene Ontology annotation, biological process: snRNA transcription by RNA polymerase III; positive regulation of transcription by RNA polymerase III; snRNA transcription by RNA polymerase II. The record is from RefSeq and is a predicted model, not a curated record. Gene Ontology annotation, cellular component: transcription elongation factor complex. The transcript is spliced from 15 exons. NCBI's taxonomy places the organism in Eukaryota, Metazoa, Chordata, Aves, Passeriformes, Viduidae. The coding region runs from base 59 to 3025 and encodes 988 amino acids.
GGUCGCACGGCGGUGAGACGAGGAACCGCGAAGUUGCUGCCCUGAGGGCUUUGCCAAGAUGGCGGCCGCGGGGCCGCCGCUGACAUGGGAUAUUCCACCAAAAAAUGGCCAAGAAGUAUUUUUCUCCCAUGAACUUUAUGAAAAAUAUUCCUUGUCUCUGAGCCUCUCUGAACUCUGGCACUUAUCAAACAGAGAGGCAAAGAAAAAUGUGGAGGCAUUGGCAAACUCUUCAGAAAACAGACAGGCUUGUAGCAUGCAGGCUGCAGAGUCACUUGAGGGGGAGGCUAAAAGCUCAGCUGAUGAGCAUCCUCUCCCAGAUCCCAGACUCCCCUAUCCAUUUACCUCUUGUUUGACUGAGAAGGAGCAGAAGAUGUACUUGUAUCUGAUGACUAAGUUCUCAAAAAUAAGAAACCAUUUCCAAGUUAAUGAAGCAAGCCAAAGGGAAUUUUUCACAUAUAUGCAAAUGAAAGAAGUAGUAAACAAUGAAAUUGCAGAAUUUAUGAAAUUUGCCCAAAACGCUGCAAAGAGCUGCGCCCAAGAUUAUGAUGCCAUCUCUGAAGAUGCCCUGCGUUACACUGAGGAAUUGCUACAUGCAUGUAUUGGACAUGUGCAGAAGUAUCCAGAGUUUUACACCCUGCAGGAGAUCAUGAGUAUCAUGGGAGGAAAGUUUCAUACACAGCUGACCUUUAGGCUAGAAAAAAGUCUUCUUGCAAUGGGUACAGCAAGACGUGGUAAAACAGAUUUCCCUUCCAUGCCUGUUCAGCUGCCCACUGAUUAUAGCACUGUUACAUCUAUUAUAACCCCAGAAAAAAAGGCUCAUGUUAUGCAUAACAAUAUUAGUUCAGAUUCAAAUGCAGAAAAACUUGCUUUGAAAUAUUGUCCUCAAGUUGUUUUAAGUAAUCAGUCAUUAUUUACUUUACUGAAUAAUCAUGGACUGAACUACAAGGAACAGUGGGAAAUUCCAGUUUGUGUUAAAAUGAUCACUGUUGCAGGUAACAAACCAGCUAAAGUGGUUUAUGUUGAUCCACCUCUACUGAGAAAAGAAAUGACAGUACGAGAGAGGAAUCAAAUGUUCCAUGAAGUUCCAAUGGAUUUCCUAGCAACUAAAACAUCUUAUGUUCCAAUUUCUGAUGUAUCAAUGGACAAACCAACUGAGGACAACAUGUUUCAGUGGGAUGUGUGUUCUGACACCUACCAGUGCAGGACAGUUCCUCCUCCAGAUGACACAGGGAUGGACUUCGAUGAUGAUGUUACAGAGCUUGAAACUUUUGGAGCAGCAACCAAGCUCUCAAGAGCUUGUAAAAUGGAAACUACCUUUCCUGCAGCUACUAACACUGCUAAAAUUUUAUCUCAUGGCCUAAAAACGGAGGGGAAGAAUUCAUCUGCCAUAAACAGAGGAGAUGAAGAAGAGAAAAACACCCUUUCUGAGCAAGAAGGUUCAGCAUGUGCCAGCAUGCAGCUUCCAUCAUUAGAUGGCAUUCCACGCUUCAGCCCUCAGGAACAUUCUCCAUGUAAAAGCUUUCAGUCAGUGGAGGUAGGACUGAACAAAGCACUGGAUGUCGUUUCUAAGGAAGUAUUGGACAAUGAAACAAAAUUAAAUCCUUUGUCUGUUGCAGUGAGUUCUGAGAAAGAGCCUGAUGCUGCACAGAAAAAAGAGACUUACACUUCUUUAUGUGAUAGUGACACGGAUGAAGAGCGCUUGGUGAUUGAUUCAGAAUGUGAAACCACUGCUUCUUGUGAACCAGCUGUACCAACUGCUGUUUCUUCUACCUCAGCAGAGACUGCCAGAGCUCCUUGCCCCAUCCAGAGUCCUUUAGCAAGCAUCACUGACUGCUCAAAUACUAUGGAUCCGGGGAAAAAAGCCUCCAAGAAACCUCCAAGAAAGUUAUCCAAAGAAUUGGAUCCUGUCGGGCAAAUUUUGAAAAUGCAAACUGAACUUCUCAAGUCCCCUUCCCAAAAAGCUCAUGAGCCAGUGAUGAGCUGUGAUAAUUCUAAUGCUGUGCCAGCCCAGCUGCCUCAGUCUCCAAAAACAUUGGUGACCUCCAGCACAGAAACUGUGCCAGCCCCAGCCUCCAAUCCCCCUGGCUCCUCUAGAAAUACCUGGACGUGGCUUUUCAAGGGAGUGCCAAAGACAAAGCUGCCAAGUGAACUUCAGCUGCUUGAGGAAGACCCUUCAGAGUAUCAAGCACCUGAGGAAGGCAAUGUUGUGUACAAGCUCUUCAGUUUGAAUGAUCUGUUGUUACUCGUGCGUUGCAGUGUGCAGAAAGUCAAGUCACUGACACAAUACCAGAAAAAGAAAAAAGCCCAAAAGCCAACUCCCAUAUUCCUGUUGCCAAAAGUAGAGUACCAAGCCUACUACGGUGUUGAAGCUCUUACAGAAAGUGAAGUGUGCCAGCUGUGGACACAGAGUAUGCUGCAUUCUAAAUGCUUAUUUUAUAUUGGACAUAUUGAUGCUUUUACAUCAAAGCUUAUUAUGCUAGAAAAGAUUUCUCCAGCAACUUUAAGAGAAAAACUUGGAUUGAUUAAACCUGCAAAUUCAUUAAAUAUACUUCAUCAUGUUUUGAAGAAGGUGUCUGAUUUGGAGGAGGGCUCUUAUUUAUUGACUCAUGCUGCAGGAGAUUCAUCUGUUGCAAUUUACAAGAGUUCUCUUGACAAGAGCACGAGAUCAUCCUAUAACUUGCACAAAGCUCACUGUGAUCUGCCUGCUGUACCUGCCACUCUCUCAGUCCCAUGGGUUCCCCUGGAUCCCAGGCUCCCUUUGCCCUACCACAUAAUUCAUGGAAGAGUUCCGUGCACCUUUCCACCUGCACCCCGGGAAGGGUGGAAACAGAAGAUGGCUGGGGUGAAAGGACAGUCGGACACACCACAUGAGGGAAGGCCAGUAGCUAUGGAAACAAAAGGCAAGCCAGCUAAGCCUGUUAGAAAUGAAGGUGUGGCUCCAAAGAAGCUGAGGAAGAAUUUCUGCAAGCAAAGUAAAGUGAAGAAAAAGUGGAAAACUAAAUUCAACAAAAUGCAACUGAAGUAGGAAUAAGCCUGAAGAAGAACAAGAGGACACAAAAAAUCUGAGGUUUCCUGCAGCUUCAGAGGAGCCAGAGCAAGCUGGCAGGGGAAAUGGCUCCAGUAGCUGAAGCAUUCUCUAAACCUUUAACCCUUUGGUACCUCAGGGAACAUGUUUCAAGUGAAAAUCUCAAAAUCAGAGGAAAAAAGCAUGUGGCUGCAGCCACUUGGCUGGUUAUGGGGAGCAGAGUAUCUUCUGGUGGUCUGGUGAUUUUUAUAGAAAAGCUGCAUCUUGAACAGUGAAGCAGUGGCUGACAACAACCUCUAACACCAUGUAAUGAGAAAAAUAGCUUUUCAGCUUUCCCAGUUCUUCCAGAUUCACUACAGAUUUUUGUUCUCACAUAUUUUAAAGAUAUAUUUUACUUCAUGCAUUGUGUAUAGGAGGAACAACUUGGAUUUAAUUACCUAGCUUUUUUGACAUAUGGUGUCUACUGACUUUUAAAUAACUCACAAAAAUACAUUUUUAGAAUGGUGUAACAAAUGAAGGACAAAAGCUGUGUUUAUUUGAAUAGUAAGGGCCAUAAAUUUGCAUUGGAAAACUUAAAAGUACAGCUAAAGAAGUGAAACAAUAACAGGAGAGCUACAUUUUUGCAUGUUUAAACUGCUGUCACAAAAAGCAGAGGUCUUAAAGGUGUUCUUCCAAGUCUUUUGUUUGGACUGAGGAAGUUACCAAGUACACACAUCUGAUCAAGCAUUCUCACUGGGACUUGAUAGGACGUGUUUUAAUGUCAUGAGGAUAAAAAUAAAAAAAAAAAUUGUUUACUGGAGUAUACCUGCUAAAAAAUCCUGAAGGUAGGGAUUUUUUUUAAAUCAGGCUUCAAUAAUGAAUGUAUAUUAAAAACUUCUUUGUGAAAUACAAA